Lagenorhynchus albirostris (white-beaked dolphin) is the source of this 3395-nucleotide messenger RNA. RefSeq names its product basic helix-loop-helix family member e41 (gene BHLHE41). Bases 372 to 1820 code for a protein of 482 amino acids. NCBI's taxonomy places the organism in Eukaryota, Metazoa, Chordata, Mammalia, Artiodactyla, Delphinidae. Gene Ontology annotation, molecular function: protein dimerization activity; RNA polymerase II cis-regulatory region sequence-specific DNA binding; DNA-binding transcription factor activity, RNA polymerase II-specific. Gene Ontology annotation, cellular component: nucleus. The transcript has 5 exons. The record is from RefSeq and is a predicted model, not a curated record. Gene Ontology annotation, biological process: circadian regulation of gene expression; regulation of neurogenesis; anterior/posterior pattern specification.
GCCCCUCCUCCCCCGCCCCCCUCUGGGCUGGACCGCGGAUGGUACGUUCCGCACGUGAGCUGGGUGCUGGUCUGGCCGGCGACGCGCGUGCCCUGUGGCCAAACACUGCCCGGAGUGAGAGCAAACUACCAGCGCAGUGGGGCCGGCGCGAGUGUGCGUGCGUGUGUGUGCGUGUGUGUGCGAGAGAGCGAGCACGGUGGGAGGAGGGGACCAACUGCUUCACACUUUCAACACUGCACUGAAGAGGGAGAGAGAGGGAGAGAGAGACUGGAGACGUACAGAUCCCCCCAAGAUCUCCCAAAGCUACCGUCCCACAGAUUAUAGAACAGAACCCCAAAAAUCGAAACAGAGGAAACGGACAGCGGUGGAACAUGGACGAAGGAAUUCCUCAUUUGCAAGAGAGACAGUUACUGGAACAUAGAGAUUUUAUAGGACUGGAUUAUCCCUCUUUGUAUAUGUGUAAGCCGAAAAGGAGCAUGAAGCGAGACGACAGCAAGGAUACCUACAAAUUACCGCACAGAUUAAUAGAAAAGAAAAGAAGAGACCGAAUUAAUGAAUGCAUCGCUCAGCUGAAAGACUUACUGCCUGAACAUCUAAAGUUGACAACUCUGGGGCACCUGGAGAAAGCAGUGGUCUUGGAAUUAACUUUGAAACACUUAAAAGCUUUAACAGCCUUAACGGAGCAGCAGCAUCAGAAGAUAAUUGCUUUACAGAAUGGGGAGCGAUCUCUGAAAUCGCCCAUUCAGUCCGACUUGGAUGCGUUCCAUUCGGGAUUUCAAACAUGCGCCAAAGAAGUCUUGCAAUACCUCGCCCGGUUUGAGAGCUGGACGCCCAGGGAGCCGCGGUGUGUCCAGCUGAUCAACCACUUGCACGCCGUGGCCACCCAGUUCUUGCCCACCCCCCAGCUGUUGACUCAACAGGUUCCUCUGAGCAAAGGCACCGGCGUGCCCUCGGCCGCCACCCCCGCCGGGUCCGGGGCCGCCCCCUGCCUGGAGCGCGCCGGGCAGAAGCUGGAGCCCCUCGCCCACUGCGUGCCGGUCAUCCAGCGGACUCAGCCCAGCGCCGAGCUCGCCGCCGAGAACGACACGGACACAGACAGCGGCUACGGCGGCGAGGCCGAGGCCCGGCCGGACCGCGAGAAGGGCAAAGGCGCGGGGGCAAGCCGCGUCACCAUCAAGCAGGAGCCCCCCGGGGAGGACUCGCCGGCGCCCAAGAGGAUGAAGCUGGAUUCCCGCAGCGGCGGCGGCCUGGGGGGCGGCGCGGCGGCGGCGGCCGCCGCGCUCCUGGGGCCCGACCCGGCCGCCCCGGCCGCGCUGCUGAGACCCGACGCUGCCCUGCUCAGCUCGCUGGUGGCGUUCGGCGGAGGCGGGGGCGCGCCCUUCGCGCAGCCUGCGGCCGCCGCGGCCCCCUUCUGCCUGCCCUUCUAUUUCCUCUCGCCUUCGGCGGCCGCCGCCUACGUGCAGCCUUUCCUGGACAAGAGCGGCCUGGAGAAGUACCUGUACCCGGCGGCGGCCGCCGCCCCGUUCCCACUACUGUACCCCGGCAUCCCCGCCCCGGCCGCCGCCGCCGCCGCCGCCGCUGCCGCCGCCGCCGCCGCCGCCUUCCCCUGCCUGUCCUCUGUGUUGUCGCCCUCUCCCGAGAAGGCGGCAGCCGCCGCUGCCGCGACCCUCCUGCCGCACGAGGUGGCGCCCCCUGGGGCGCUGCACCCCCCGCCCCCGCACGGCCGCACCCACCUGCCCUUCGCGGGCCGCAGCGAGCCGGGGAACCCGGAGAGCUCCGCUCGGGAAGAUCACUCGCAGCCAGGAAAGGAAACCCCCUGAAUCCUUGCUCCGCUUAGAAGGGACCCGGGUUCACGCGGAAUCAUAAGUUAAAACACCCUUAACGUUUUCAAGGGAGGAAGUGUAAGAGAUGCACGACGGGCUUAAAAGAAAACAAAACAUAACAAGCAAAAAAACCACAGGUGUUUUGUGUACGUUUGGAGUUCCUGUUUUGCUCAUCCCUCACCGCCCACCAACCUCCACACACUAACAUCCCUUUCUUCUCCCACCAGCUGUACAAGAACCUCAUAGGUAUUCUUUUUUCUUUAAAGAACUCCCCGUAAUAAGUUUUGCCUUCUUUUAGGCCACGUUCCAUUUUCUUUUAAAAUAUAGGACCGAAUUCUCGAGGAAGUGAGAAGGGUCUGCUCAGCGAGUGAGCUCGCUGAACCAGGGUAGGGGAAAGGUGGCGGAGGAGCUGACGUGGAACCGCAGGUAGCUGCUGUCUGCCUGCGUCUCAAAGCUGUCCUGCUUGCUUUAGGAAGAUUUCCACAAAUAGAAGGAGGACCUUUUAGAAUUCAACUUAGUCUUCAGUAUUUCAUAAUGUUCAGCUUUUCAAGAGGCGUAUAUUUUUCAAAGAGGAAGCGGUGAGGAUGCAGUCGCUCACGUUGCAACCUAUUCUGAAGUGGUGUGAAUGGUCUCUUAGUAAGUUGCGCUUGUUUAAGGAGAUGCGGAGUUGGGCCAACGUCAGAACUAAGUCAGGGAAGGAGAUGGAUGAGGAAGGCCAGAGUCAUUCUCAGUACAUUUGCUAGCACUUUAUUGAGAAAUUGACCGUGAAUCAAUUAACUCAUCUUAAUUUCAUAUAUAUAGAUAUAUAUAUGAAAUUGAGUGCAUCUGUUUUCACCCUGUCAUUAUUUUAUCCAUCAUGUUUCUAAGUUUGUAUCAUCUUGGUGUUAAAAAACAAAAAAAGAAUGUGCGCUGAACUUUAAAAAAAAAAAAGAAAAACAAGUCCAAACUGAUUUAUCCUAUAUUCUGUUAAUUCACAAGAGUGGAGGAGGAAAGCAUUAAACUGGUCCGUUUGGGUUGGAAAUGCUGUAAAGAUGUGGAAUGAAGCCCUGUGAGGCCUUCCUAUCUCCAAGUCUAUGUAUUUUCUGGAGACCAAACCAGAUACCAGAUAAUCACAAAGAAAGCUUUUUUAAUAAGGCUUAAACCAAGACCUUGUCUAGAUAUUUUUAGUUUGUUGCCAAGGUAGCACUGUGAGAAAUCUCACUUGAAUGUUAUGUAAGGGGUGAGACACAACAGUCUGACUAUGAGUGAAGAAAAUAUCUGGGUCUUUUAGUCAGUUUGGUGCAUUUGCUGCUGCUGUUGCUACUGUUUGCCUCAAACGCUGUGUUUAAACAACGUUAAACUCUUAGCCUACAAGGUGGCUCUUAUGUACAUAGUUGUUAAUACAUCCAAUUAAUGAUGUCUGACAUGCUAUUUUUGUAGGGAGAAAAUAUGUGCUAAUGAUAUUUUGAGUUAAAAUAUCUUUGGGGGAGGAUUUGCUGAAAAGUUGCACUUUUGUUACAAUGCUUAUGCUUGGUACAAGCUUAUGCUGUCUUAAAUUAUUAAAAAAAAUAAAUAAACACUGUCUGCAAGAAA